UGUUUGUAUUGUGAGAGAGACAGAACAGUGUGUGUGAGUGAAAAAGACACUGAGAAUAGAAUAUAUGUGUGUGUGUAUGUGUUUGUGUGUGUGCAUGGAAAAGCACAGAGUGUAAGAGUGAGGCAGACAGAAAUGUGUGUGACAACAGUAUAUUUGUGUGUGUAUGUGUGUGUGUACAAGUGAGAGAACAGAGUGUGUGAGAAAGAAUAGAAUAUAUGUGUAUGUGUGCAUGAAACAGAACAGUGUGUGUGUGUGUGUGUAAGAGUGAGACAGAACAGAGUGUGAGAGUGAGACAGUCAGAGAACUCUGUGUGUGUGUGUGUGUGUGUGUGUGUGUGUGUGUGUGUGUGUGUGUAAGAGCGAGAGGGAGAGGGCAAAGCGAGCCAGAGGGAGAACAGGGUCUCCAUGACAACUGGCCUGGCCAGCUCGUCGUGCUUGUGCUCACUGGAGCUGGAAGGAGCUCUGGAAGGGUCAGAGGAAGGAGCUGUGGGAAGCACACAGCAGGUAUCGGAGCUCAGCGAGCGGAUUGGGGGGCCCGGGCUCCCCGGCCUGAGCGUGGCGUGAGCGCACCCCGCUGAGGAUGGAGUGGGCAGGAAAGCCCCGGGAGUUUCAGGGACUUGGAUUCACGGAGAGCCGAAAUGACCAUGACUGCCAACAAGAAUGCCAGCAUCACCCACGGAGCUGGAGGCACUAAACCCCCCCGGGAGACCCUGGGCCGGUCUCAGUCGGUCUCUCCACCUCCGGUCCUCUCCCCGCCGAGAAGCCCCUCCUGCCCGCUCAGCCACAGUGAAGGCUCGGCCAGCAGCUCCCCCGCCGGCCCCGGCUCCCAGCUCGUGCUCAGGGACUGGAGCCCCCAGGCCGCCUCGCCCGACAGCCCCCCUGAGCUGCCCCUGGCCGGCCGGCCGAGCCACCCCCCCAAGGCCGCCAGCCUCGGCAGCUCGGACAGCAGGCUCUCGGGGCCCAAGGGCCGGCAGGCGAGCCCCCCCGGGGAGGCCCGGAAUGGCGAGGAGGUAGCCGGGCGCCCGCCCCUGGCCCACAGCACGCCGUCCCUGGGCCCCUCGGCCUGCCUGCGGAGCGUCCCGCGGGGCCGGCCCGGCACCCGCAGCCUGGGGAUCCGGGAGAAGAUCUCAGCAUGGGAAGGCCGCCGAGAGGCCUCGCCCAGAAUGAGUGUGUUCGGGGAGAAGCGGGAGGGCCCCAAGAGUGAGCGGGCGGCCAGCGAGGGCUGCCCCAGCGUGCUGCCCUCCCCGUGCAGCUCCGACAAGACCUUUGACUUCAAGGGCCUCCGCAGGAUGAGCCGGACCUUCUCCGAGUGCUCGUACCCCGAGACGGAGGAGGAGGGGGAGCCGCUCCCGGAGCGGGACCCCUGCCACCGGCCGGACAAGCGGGCGAGCCGCGGCGAGCCCGGAGCCUUCCUCAAGGGCCGCAAGGAGAGCUCGGCCGUGCUGAGCCGCAUCCAGAAGAUCGAGCAGGCCCUGAAGGAGCAGCCCGGCCGGGGGCUCCCCCAGCUCCCCAGCAGUUGCUACAGCGUGGAUCGGGGGAGGAGGAAGACCACCCCCGUGGGCACCUUGGGCACCUUGGAGGAGUCCGCGGCGGGCAGCGGCUGUGGAGCGGGGGCUCCCGGGACGGGGGGUGAGGCGGGCCCGCCCCCGGAGAGCGAGGGGAGCAGCCUCAGCAAGCUAGAGCCCCCCCGAAGCAGCCCCAUCCCCAAGGUGCUCCCCGAGAGCCCCCCCGACCCAGACGUGAACCCCGUCCCGAAACCCAAGCGCACCUUCGAGUAUGAGGCUGACAAGACCCCCAAGAGUAAGCCGAGCAACGGUCUACCUCCUUCUCCCACGCCUGCUGCUCCCCCGCCCCUGCCCUCCACCCCAGCCCCCCCGGUCACCAGGAGGGGCAAGAAGGACUCACGCUUCCACCGCAAGUCCCAGAGCAGCCAGAUCAGAGGAGAGAAAUCACAGAGGGUUGUCAAGGAAUGGUGGUCCCUAAUAUAUAAAAGAAAAUCCUUUGAGUUUGAGGAUGCGACCAGUCUCCAGUCCCUGUACCCCUCCUCCCCCACCGAGAACGGUACUGAGAACCAGCACAAAUUUGGAUCCAAGAGCACUUUAGAGGAGAAUGCCUAUGAGGACAUUGUGGGAGAUGUGCCCAAAGAGAACCCAUAUGAGGAUGUGGACUUAAAGGGCCGGCGGGCAGGACGCAAGUCCCAGCAGCUGCUGUCCGAGAACUCCCUAGACUCUUUGCACAGGAUGUGGACUCCCCAGGAGAGGAAGUACAGCAACCCACCCCCCCAGCUCUCCCUGAAAUCCGGCACCCAGUCCUUGCGCGUCGGGAAUUGGUCCGAGAGGAAGGGUCACCGGUUGCCACGGUUACCCAAGAGGCACAGCCACGACGACAUGCUGCUGUUGGCCCAGCUGAGCUUGCCUUCCUCGCCGUCCAGCCUUAACGAAGAUAGCCUCAGCACCACCAGCGAGCUGCUCUCGAGCCGCCGUGCCCGCCGAAUCCCCAAGCUGGUUCAGAGGAUCAAUUCCAUCUAUAACGCCAAGAGGGGCAAGAAGAGGUUAAAGAAGCUGUCCAUGUCGAGCAUCGAGACGGCGUCCCUGAGAGACGAGAACAGUGAGAGUGAGAGCGACUCCGACGACCGAUUUAAAGCUCACACCCAGCGCCUGGUGCACAUCCAGUCCAUGCUGAAGCGGGCGCCCAGCUACCGGACGCUAGAACUGGAGCUGAUCGAGUGGCAGGAGCGGGAGCUGUUUGAGUACUUUGUGGUGGUGUCCUUGAAGAAGAAGCCGUCCAGAAACACCUACCUCCCCGAGGUCUCCUACCAGUUCCCCAAGCUGGACAGACCCACCAAGCAGAUGCGGGAGGCCGAGGAGCGGCUCAAGGCCAUCCCCCAGUUCUGCUUCCCCGAUGCCAAGGACUGGCUUCCUGUCUCUGAUUACAGCAGCGAGACCUUCUCCUUCAUGCUCACGGGGGAGGACGGCAGCCGGAGGUUCGGCUACUGCAGGCGGUUACUGCCAAGUGGAAAAGGGCCUCGCCUCCCCGAGGUGUACUGUGUCAUCAGCCGCCUCGGCUGCUUCGGCCUGUUUUCCAAGAUCCUGGACGAGGUGGAGCGACGGCGGGGGAUCUCGGCCGCCCUGGUGUACCCCUUCAUGAGGAGUCUCAUGGAGUCGCCCUUCCCCGCCCCAGGAAAAACCAUCAAAGUGAAGACCUUCCUGCCUGGAUCAGGAAACGAGGUACUGGAGCUGAGACGGCCCACGGACUCGCGCCUGGAACACGUAGACUUUGAGUGUCUGUUCACCUGCCUCAGCGUGCGCCAGCUCAUCCGUAUCUUUGCCUCGUUGUUAUUGGAGCGACGUGUGAUCUUUGUUGCUGACAAGCUCAGCACCCUGUCCAGCUGUUCCCACGCAGUGGUCGCCCUGCUCUACCCCUUCUCCUGGCAGCACACCUUCAUCCCUGUGCUCCCAGCCUCCAUGAUCGACAUUGUCUGCUGCCCCACCCCUUUUCUGGUGGGGCUGCUCUCCAGUUCCCUCCCCAAACUGAAGGAGCUGCCCGUGGAGGAGGCCCUGAUGGUGAAUCUGGGGUCUGAUCGGUUCAUCCGACAGAUGGACGAUGAGGACACACUAUUGCCUAGGAAGUUACAAGCAGCUCUGGAGCAGGCUCUGGAGAGAAAGAAUGAACUGAUCUCCCAGGACUCCGACAGUGACUCCGAUGAUGAGUGUAAUACCCUUAAUGGGCUGGUGUCUGAAGUGUUUAUUCGUUUUUUUGUGGAGACCAUCGGGCACUACUCUCUGUUCCUAACUCAGAAUGAGAAGGGGGAAAGAGCUUUCCAGCGGGAGGCCUUCCGGAAGUCCGUGGCCUCUAAGAGCAUCCGCCGCUUCCUGGAGGUUUUCAUGGAGUCCCAGAUGUUCGCCGGCUUCAUCCAGGACAGAGAGCUGAGAAAGUGUCGGGCCAAGGGCCUGUUUGAGCAGCGAGUGGAGCAGUAUUUAGAAGAACUCCCCGAUACGGAGCAGAGUGGGAUGAAUAAAUUUCUUCGAGGCCUGGGCAACAAAAUGAAGUUCCUUCACAAGAAGAAUUAAACCCUCUCUCGGCCAAGAGACUGUUUCUCAGAUUGAGCAGAGAGUCUGGUGCCUACAGAGUGAGGGGCAGCAGAGAUGGGGUCCCCCUCCCCAGCUGCUGGCACAGAGUUCCUGCCUCCUCCCCCCUGCUGACCACAGCUGCCGAGCCCCAUCCACGUGCAGGACGGCCCAGGAUGUGUGUUUGUAAAUAAUCUGCCACAAGCUUUAGGAGCUGGUUUUGUGAGGAGCAAGGAGAACGGUGUUAAAUAUUUGUAUAUUCCCGGGAAGACCGGGCCAUAGCAUGGAUCAAAUUUUGCUUGAUGCCGACGAUUGGCCACUUAUGUGCAACUGACUGUCUCAGCCGAACCACUGACCCUUCCCUCUGAGGAGUCUGUCCCUGGGCCCAGAACUGGGGCAGAGGGAUUUGGAUGCCUGAGGCUCCUGGUCUUGGGCUCCAGAGGGCAGGGAAGCCAUUUCAUUGGUGCAAGAGGACUGGUUUUUAUCUUUCAGAGUUUCUAUUUUUCUCUAGUUUUCUCUCUUUCUCAUUUGGAAAUACCAAGGCCAGCCAGGCCGCCUGUGCAGCAAGGUACUCGGCUCCUAGAUGCUCACCCUCGUGUCCCCCAGCCUUCCUCUAUUCCAAAUCAUGAGCUGUUGGGAGCCCCCCCACCUCUCCGCAGUCCGACUGCUGGACCCCAGCUGGCCAGCAGCAAUGGCGACUUGGUACAGCGCAUUCAUUCUCUGCAGUGUACGGGUGUUCCCAAUAAAUGGUGUACAGUUGUCUGGGUCCGAGGCUUUGCGUGUUGUUCCUUAGUGGCCCCUCAUGGGAGCCCCAGGGGCUGGGACUUGGGUACCACCUGGGGAAAUAAAUACCAGCACCCAAACAAAAUCCCAUUACGAGGUCGGCCUCCAGACCCUUUACCCUGAGUUUCCCCAUCCAGAAUAGAUAGUAAGCCCUUGACCUACUUCCUCGGUACCUUGAUCUAGAAGUCUUUAAGAAGAAAAGUCUAUUUUUGGAUGGCAGACGCAGGGACAAAGAUGUGAUUUCCGGAGCCUUUUUACUUUGAUGAGUUGCUCAUUUAGAAUCAUAGAAUUUCAGUGUUGGAAAGGGUUGAGAAGUCAUCCCUUUAUCUACAGAAAUCCUCUCUAAGCAUCUCUGAGAAAAGCUUAUCGGAAGGUCUUUAAACAGCCUAUUAUGAGACACUCAGGAUCUUCACAGACCAUUUUCAUUGUUCAUGGGUCUACCCCUUUCCACCUAACAACUUCAGUCCCUAGGGCCUUUGAGGCUUGCGCAGUCUCCAACCUAGCUGUGGUUUGGAGGUGCUACCCGCCUCAUAGAGCAAAGGGGAGAGCUUUUCUGCAGGGAAGAUGAAGACAUUUUCUCCCAGGAAAGAGUCUCCCUACAUGGUCAGUUAGGUCAUCACCAAGGAGAACAGGGUGGGGUUUGCCAUGUCUGACAGAGCUGGGUGUUUAACUUGUGGUGAUGGGGAACUGGAGAAAUUUCCACUGUGAGCCCAGCCUGGGCUUCCCGGUGUCUUUGAACAAUGGGGUUUAUAGAAGUUGCCUUAAAAAAGUGAAGGAGCAUAUUUAAGAAGUACCUCAGAACCAGUGGGCCCUAAACAAGUGUUAAAAACUAGUCAUCAGCAUGUCUUAACAAGUUCUAAUUUCAGGCAUUUUGUCUCCUUGGGACUGGAAGAGAUUCUCCAUAGAAUCGCCUGGUGGCCGAGGGCGAAGAGGACCGGGAAGAUUUCUUCAGUGUGUUUGAUGAGUAAGCCACCUUCUGGCAGGCCUUCAAUGGGAAUUUCAGAGAUGGCAAAAUUGUUUUGUUUUUGCCAAACUUCAUUCCUUGAAAUUUCACGUGAUAAUAGGACAGGUAGGAGCCAGGUCUCAGAAUCACUCCAAAGCCCGUAUCACAUGUGGGGUAAGAAGUGGGCAGCUUCUUGGAGAACAAGAUAGGAUUCAGACAUGUGUAAAAAAAUCUCUACCUUUCCUGCAAAAGGAGGUCUCCUGUGCAGAAGAAGGUCUCCUGUGCAGAAGAACUUCCAGUUUUACAGGAUGGCCUUCUCAACUGGUGCCCUGCUCUAUUCAUAGUCAUGUUAACAUUCCACAAUUUUUGACCUGUUAAUUUGUGAUACCUGGUCCUGGAUCAUAAUUUUUCCUUUCCUGAACUCUAUCAGCAUCUCUUUCCCCGGGAAUCAUAGUAAUGCACUUUGGUGUAUUACUGUUUGGUAUAUGUA
Molecule: messenger RNA, 6282 nt
Organism: Sarcophilus harrisii (Tasmanian devil)
Lineage: Eukaryota; Metazoa; Chordata; Mammalia; Dasyuromorphia; Dasyuridae
Gene: DENND2B
Product: DENN domain containing 2B
Exons: 22
Coding region: 638-4069 (1143 amino acids)
Biological process (GO): positive regulation of ERK1 and ERK2 cascade
Source: RefSeq, a predicted model, not a curated record